This is a messenger RNA of Recurvomyces mirabilis, 3690 nucleotides long. RefSeq lists its product as uncharacterized. The coding region runs from base 1 to 3690 and encodes 1229 amino acids. The transcript has 3 exons. The record is from RefSeq and is a predicted model, not a curated record. NCBI's taxonomy places the organism in Eukaryota, Fungi, Ascomycota, Dothideomycetes, Mycosphaerellales, Teratosphaeriaceae.
AUGGCCGCGUCGAAGAUGAAGACGGCGGCAGUAGGCAGCGCGAAUUGGAUACAGAGCGAACGAGAUCAGGCUCGCGUGUUUGUUGAUCAGGAAGCCGAGGAGUUUAGCUUCAGUGUGAGGAAUGAUCUGGAAUGGCUGAACGAGCACAUGGCCGAGGUGCUCAGUGAUGGGAAUGUAAAUCUGGCCGACAUCUUCAAGACGCCCGGCAAACUACGCGGCAAGACGCCCCGGACAGCGCGUAAGACUAAUGCUCUCCCACCCCAACCCCGACAACCACUCACCGACAUCUUCGCGCCAAACACCCAAAUCGCGCCCUUGAUAGCGCCGAAGAAUGCCAUUUUCAACGAGAAGGUCGCGCAUUUCCACAUCGCGGAAGACCAGGACACUGGGACCACUCGACCCACCAGCCGUAGCAAGAGCCCACAACGCGUUGGUAAGCCGGGCAACACGGACUCGGGAUAUCAUGGCAUGACAGAGGAUGAGAUGGAGGCGGAUGCCAAGACCGAGACCGAGACGAACACUGCUUCCGCUUCUAGUCAAGGGCGCCAGGAGGAGGAGGGACACGUCUCACAACAGGUGCCGGUGAGGGAGGAUCAGGCGAGGCCACAGCCUGUGCGAAUGGAUACGGCGGAGGGCGGGGAUGAGUCGUUCAUGUCUGCCAAGGAGGAUCAGACUAGUCGGAAUGCUUCGAGGGAGGGACUGCGAGAGGAGGCUCAUGUUGAGGUGGAGAUUGUGGAUAAUGACGAGGAGAAUAUGCCAGAGCAGGUGGAGGAGGCCCAUGAAGAUGAGCCGGAGCAGGAUGUCGACGAGGAUGUCACCCCACACUCACCUUCGGACGACGCGUCCAGCCCGGAAAAGCCACUACAGCGCAAGAGCAGCUUCACUUUCAGCGCGUUGCCAGCACGCGAGCCACUCACGGCAAAACGCAGUAUUGGUGGACGUGCUAGUCAGAUCGAGGCAACACGCAACAGCGUACUCGCGCGAUCAUUUGGUGCGAAGAGCUUGGGCGUGAGAGAUACUGAGGAUGAUACGGCCACGCAGGAAAUGCCAGAGGCAUCAAAGGCGCACCAAAAGACCACGACUCAGCUUCUUCACGAGAGGAUCACGAUGUUGGGCAAGACCAAGGAGCCGCGGAUGUCUAAGAGUAUCUCGCAGAAUAUGUUGGGUGCAGCGACAUACCCCAAGUUGCCAGUCGCUGAGCCCGAGACGGAAAAGGACGUAGACAUGGAGGUAGACGAAGACGAGGAUGACUGGAUUGCUCCCUCCAAGCCUCAACCUGCGGCUCCCGCACCUGUGGUCGUUACGUCAAACACUCCACAAGGCUCUCCAGCACGCCCACCGAUGCAUCAGAAGUCCAUUUCAGCCGCAGUCAUACCAUCACCGAGCAGGAUGGCAAUGACGACCGCUCACCAAAAAGCACAGUCAGUAUCAAACCCAAGCCUGGCAAAUGUGGCUGGGACAACCACCCCAUUCGGCUCGCCAAUGGGCAAGAAGCAUCACGAAGGUCCUCUCAGCGCAUCAAAGAACAAGCUCUGGUCUGCUCUCAAAUCAGCAAAGAACAUCUUCGCUUCUUCUGCCAGCGCCAGUGCAGCUGCGAAGUUGGAAGCCCAUAACUCGUCUGCCAUCCACAGAUCACCGAAGCGUGACCUCUCGGGCGAGUCGAAGACUGCUGCCGUCUUCAACAUGCCAGGAGCACUUUGGUCGGAGCGACAACUUCGCCAUAGCCCGUCGAAGCCCGACUCGAUCAUUUCGGCCAGCCCUAGUCGAAAGACCAGAAGCUCGAACGAAAGCGACAGGAAGCGAGAGAAAGAGCUCAAGGCGCAGCAAAAAGCCGCAGACGAGCUUGAGAAGGUGAGAGAGAAGGAGAGGCAAAAGGCUGCGAAGCAAUUGGAGGCACAACGCAAGGCAGAUGAGGCUCAGGCUGAAGCUGAGAGGAAGGAACAGGAGAGGCUGGCUGCUGCUGCUGCGAUUGCCGCUGCUGCACAGGCCGAACGACCAGUAUCUUCUGGUAGUGAUCAUGCCGAAACAGCUCCACCGCCACCACCGAAGAGCAUGUUGCCUGCUGGUAAGCUUAGAGCUCCAGGACGAUUGAUGAGGCCUGCGAAGGCUGAGACUGCCACAAGACCAGCACCCGUGGCCAUUCGGAUCGCUUCACAGUCACAACGCAUGGGCCAAGCUGGCAAUGCUGCGCUAUCAAAAUCUCAGCAUGAGAGUCUCGCACCGCCACCAAAGACUGGCUUGCGUACGGCGUCAUCACAAAACAGUAUGAGGAGCUCAGUCGCGCCCAACAGUGCUCGUGUUAAGGCUCUGGAGGCAGCGGCUCGCAAAAAGGAAGCCGACGAGAAGGCGGCGGCAAGGAAGCUAGAACAGAAGCGCGAGCUUGAACGCAAGCGUGCUGCUAAACUCGAGGAAGAACGCCGAGCAGAAGAGGAGCGCAAAGCAGCGGAACAAGCACGCAUCCAGGAAGCACGACUUGCUGCCCAACGGAAAGCCGAGGCUCAAGCUGCUGAGGCUAGGAGGAAAGAGCAGGUUCGCCUCGAGCAGCAGCGUGCUCAGGAAGAAGCACAGAAGGCAAAGGCGGCUCACGAGCUGGCUGAAGUCAUCAAGCGCGAACGCGCCCAGCAAGCACCCCCUCAUGCUCGUGGAGACGUUGGUGGAACUCUACGACAGCUUGCGAAGAACACUGUACCCGAUCACUCUCAGCAACAAGGCGGCAACCGAGCACCCUUACAGCCGAAUCCUGCGAAGCCGGCGAAGCGUGUCUUCCAGCCCGAAGAAGAUGAGCUGUUGCAUGUCCAACAUACUGCUGCCCAGGCACAAAGACCAGGUAUGCCACGGGGACCACCCAGCUACCAACAGAAUGAUGCGAAGAGGCGACGGACGAAUGAGGAGGAGCAAGGUGGGCAGGCGGAACGGCAUAGUGUUAUGGCGCCACCGAAGCGACCAUCGAAUAUGCGGAAGGAGAGCACGUUAAGCAAGUUCCCUCACGGCUACGCCCAUGCUCCACCACCUGCAGCUCACCACGGUGGCGCCGGUGGAAGCAUGUUCAAGUCGACAGUCACAGCCCAACACCAGCUCCAUCAUGGCGCGAAACCCGCACAUCCGAGCCAAACCGUCCAGAUGUCCAACGCCCGCAUCCCGUUUGCAGAAAACAACAACCCACCCGCCACAACAUCUCAGCAGUACCAACAACAAACCUACUCCGGCCACGAAAACACUCACCCAUCAGCCCAACAACAGAACAAAUUCAAGACCCCCGCCCGACCAGCCCAAGCCCCCAAAUCCGCCAAAUCCUCCCCCCUCUACCCCAACGGCGACGCCAUCCAACUCCCCGAAAUCCUAACCGACUCCGAAGACGAAGAAGACGACGAAGACGAAGCCCCCGGCGGCGGAGGAGCAGGCUUUAGAGCCCCCUCCUGGGUCGCCUCCCCCGCCCUCCGCGACCUGCUCACAUCCCAACAACUCAUCGACCCGGAAUCCGUCUUCGGUCCCAUCGGGGAAUUGAAAAUGGAAGAAGUGUUUAAAGGGGGGAAGAAUGCGGAGAGGAUGAAACGGUUUAGGGAUCGUGGGUCUAGUGCAGCAUGGGUGGAAAGUGGAGAUGCUGUUACCAGUGCGGAGAAGAGGAGGGAUUUGGAGGGGCGGGAGAGGUUGGUUCGGGAGGGGGGUUGGAGAUUCGAUGCUACUCGCUAA